Molecule: messenger RNA, 1978 nt
Organism: Sebastes umbrosus (honeycomb rockfish)
Lineage: Eukaryota; Metazoa; Chordata; Actinopteri; Perciformes; Sebastidae
Gene: uba3
Product: ubiquitin-like modifier activating enzyme 3
Exons: 17
Coding region: 108-1496 (462 amino acids)
Biological process (GO): protein neddylation
Cellular component (GO): nucleus; cytoplasm
Molecular function (GO): NEDD8 activating enzyme activity
Source: RefSeq, a predicted model, not a curated record
GUAAGUAGCUGCAGAAGAAAACAAGCAGAGAAACACUUCAUCAUUAACAGUCAUUAACUGCCCGGAAAGAUGCUUCUUAACCUACUGGAGGGCACGGGAAGCAUGGAAUGAAACUUCUUUUAUUCUCUCUUUUUAGGGAGAAGAAAAGAAGGAGAGUAGUGGAGCUGACUGAGAAGAUGGUGGUUGAUGGAGGCACCUGUGAGUGGGAGGGACGAUGGAACCAUAUCAAAAAGUUUCUGGAAAGGUCAGGGCCCUUCACGCAUCCGGACUUUGAACCCAGCACAGAGUCGUUGCAGUUUAUGUUAGAAACCUGCAAAAUCCUGGUCAUUGGUGCUGGUGGUCUGGGAUGUGAGCUGCUGAAAGACCUGGCUUUAUCAGGCUUUCGCCACAUUCAAGUUGUCGACAUGGACACCAUUGAUGUGUCAAACCUGAAUCGACAGUUCCUCUUCAGGCCAAAAGAUGUAGGUCGACCCAAGGCGGAAGUUGCAGCUGAUUUCAUCAACAGCCGCAUACCUGGAUGCUGUGUAAUCCCACAUUUUAAGAAAAUUCAAGAUUUAGAUGAAACAUUCUACAGACAAUUCCAUAUAAUUGUCUGUGGACUGGACUCUGUAGUUGCCAGGAGGUGGAUGAAUGGUAUGCUGCUGUCUUUGUUGGCAUAUGAGGAUGGCGUCUUAGACACAGGUUCCAUCAUACCUCUAAUCGAUGGUGGGACCGAAGGCUUUAAAGGCAAUGCCAGAGUCAUCCUCCCCGGCAUGAACGCCUGCAUCGACUGUACCCUCGAGCUUUACCCUCCUCAGAUCAACUUCCCCAUGUGCACAAUAGCCUCCAUGCCUCGUUUGCCUGAACAUUGCAUUGAGUAUGUCCGGAUGCUGCAGUGGCCCAAAGAGAUGCCCUUUGGAGAUGGUGUGGCCCUGGACGGGGAUGACCCAGAUCACAUCCAGUGGGUGUACCAGAGAUCCCUGGAGAGGGCAGCAGAUUUCAACAUAACAGGAGUCACAUACAGACUAACCCAGGGUGUCGUAAAGAGGAUAAUUCCAGCUGUAGCGUCUACAAAUGCUGUCAUAGCUGCUGCUUGCGCAACCGAGGUUUUCAAAAUAGCAUCAAGUGCCUAUAUACCUCUCAAUAACUACAUGGUCUUCAAUGAUGUUGACGGCCUGUACACCUACACUUUUGAAGCAGAGCGGAAGGAAAACUGUUCGGCCUGCAGCCAAGUACCUCUGGACUUGCACUUUUCUCCAUCUUCCAAACUCCAGGAGAUGUUGGACUACCUGACUGAGAGUGCCUCCCUACAAAUGAAAUCACCUGCUAUAACUGCAACAGUGGAAGGAAAGAACAAAACAUUAUAUUUACAGUCUGUCGCUUCGAUUGAACAGAGGACGCGGCCAAAUCUGUCCAAAACGCUGAAGGAGCUGGGGCUGUCUGACAGACAAGAGCUGGCCGUCGCCGAUGCCACCACACCCCAAACCAUGUUGUUCAGACUUUGCUUUACCUCAUAGGAUGAAUUCAAGCACUCCCACAAACAGUUGAUGUCAUUCUUGUUUCUUGGCCAGCUAUGACUUGAUGCGGAAUAUUUAAAAUGGCCUAAAAACUAGGAACAGUUUACAGUGUAUUCAGUCACAGUGUAAAUGAGUGUAGCUAAUUUCAUUGUUUUAAUGUACUUAUUGACUAAUGUUUUGCACUGAAAAGCCAAAAUCAUAGUUCAUACCUUGUCAUGUUUUGGUGAUACAUUGUCUGCAAAUGUUGAGGAUUUCUGCAUUAAUGUUUCAUUAUCUGCACUACAACCUAAAGCGUGCUACGUGCAAACAAAGAGACAAAAAUUGGUUACUUUGGUAAAUGUUAUUCUGUACAUGUUCUGGUUUUGAAUAUUUUGAAUAUUUAUUUAUUCCAACACAGUUUUUUUUAGUUGCAGUAACCACUGAAGUGGUAAUCGACACUGAUAACGAUGUGUGAACUGGAAUAAAAAUGUUUUUCUUACAAA